This is a messenger RNA of Triticum turgidum subsp. durum (durum wheat), 1752 nucleotides long. NCBI's taxonomy places the organism in Eukaryota, Viridiplantae, Streptophyta, Magnoliopsida, Poales, Poaceae. The record is from the annotation of a GenBank genome assembly.
AUGGCGGCGAAGAAGGGCCUUCUCGCCGCCGUCCUGCUCCUGUCCUUGCUGAGCUCGCCGCUGCCUUCGCGCGCCCAGGCAUCGUCGUCGUUCCCCGUCAAUGUCUGGCCCAAGCCGACGUCCAUGUCCUGGGCGGAGCCUCUCGCCGCCAUGCCGGUGUCCGCGUCGUUCCGCAUCGUCGGGACGUCCGGGAACAGCCCGUACCUCGUCUCCGCCACGCAGCGCUACACCGCGCUGCUCUUCGCCGAGAGGUACAGGCCCAUCGUCCGGCCGGCGGUCAAUGUCACCGCCGGGGGCCCCGCGCUCCAGAGCCUGACCGUGUCCGUGUCCGACCUGUCCGCCCCGCUCCAGGACGGCGUGGACGAGUCCUACGCGCUGGAAAUCCUCCCCACGGGCGUGGCCACCAUCACGGCUGCCACGGUAUGGGCCGCCAUGCACGGGCUGGAGACGUUCUCGCAGCUCGCGUGGAGGGGCCGGCAAGGGGAGCUGCUGGUGGCCGCCGGCGUGCGCGUGGAGGACAAGCCUUUGUACCAGCACCGGGGCCUGAUGCUCGAUACCGGGAGGACCUACUUCCCCGUCGUGGACAUCCUGCGGACGAUAGACACCAUGGCGGCCAACAAGAUGAACGUGUUCCACUGGCACAUCACGGACUCGCAGUCGUUCCCCAUCGAGCUGCCGUCCGAGCCGAUGCUCGCGGAGAUGGGCGCGUACGGUGAGGACAUGAGGUACACCGUCAAGGACGUCAAGCGCAUCGUCGAGUUCGCCAUGAGCCGCGGCGUCCGCGUCGUGCCGGAGAUAGACGCGCCGGGCCACACGGCGUCGUGGGCCGGCGCGUACCCGGAGGCGGUGUCCUGCGCGGGCAAGUUCUGGCUGCCCGACGCGAGCGACUGGGGCACCAGGCUCGCGGCCGAGCCGGGGUCCGGCCAGCUGAACCCGCUGGAGCCCAAGACGUACGAGGUGAUGACCAACAUCAUCAACGACCUCACCUCCCUCUUCCCGGAAGGCUUCUACCACGCCGGCGCCGACGAGGUGACCCCGGGAUGCUGGGAGACGGACCCGUCGAUCCAGGCGGACAUGGAGAAGGGCGGCACCCUGAGCCAGCUCCUGGAGCACUACGUGCGCGCGGUGCACCCACACGUCGUGUCCAAGAACCGGACGGUGGUGUUCUGGGAGGACGUGCUGCUGGACCUGGAGGUGAACGUGAGUUCGUCGGUGAUCCCGCCGGCGACGACCAUCCUGCAGACGUGGAACAACGGGGCCAACAACACGAAGCUGAUCGUGCAGGCCGGGUACCGCGCCAUCGUCUCCUCCGCGUCCUUCUACUACCUCGACUGCGGCCACGGCGACUUCGUCGGGAACAACAGCGUGUACGACGACCAGAGGAGCGACUACAAGACGGACGGGGGCUCGUGGUGCGGGCCGUUCAAGACGUGGCAACGGGUGUACGACUACGACAUCGCGUACAAUCUCACCGCGGAAGAGGCCAAGCUGGUCAUCGGCGGCGAGGUGGCGCUGUGGACGGAGCAGGCCGACUCGACGGUCCUGGACGCCAGGAUCUGGCCGCGGGCGUCGGCCAUGGCGGAGGCGCUGUGGUCCGGCAACCGCGACGCGUCCGGGAGGAAGCGGUACGCGGAGGCCACGGACAGGCUCAACGACUGGCGGCACCGCAUGGUGGGGCGAGGGAUCCGCGCCGAGCCCAUCCAGCCGCUCUGGUGCCGCACGCGCCCGGGAAUGUGCGACAUGGUUCGGUGA